AUGAUCAGGCUUGCUUUAUCACUUUUUCUCACCAACCUUGAGAUACCAAUAGUGACUACUUCCUUGGUAGCGAUUACCAACGAUUUAGGUCAAUUUGACAAGAUUGAAUGGGUUAUCUCAAGCUACCUAUUGGGUUACGUAGGAGUGCUUGUUAUACUCGCAAAACUAAGUGAUAUCUUUGGUCGGAAGCUUCUGCUAAGUUUAUCCAUAUCACUUUUCAUCAUCUUCUCUGCCGGAUGCGGCGCUGCUCAGUCAUUGGCGCAAUUAAUAAUUUUCCGUGCGUUCCAAGGCAUCGGUGGUGCCGGUUGUUUCUCUCUUGCGACUGCGAUGAUGACAGAGCUUGUACCGCCCGAAACGUAUUCCAAAUACGUCGCAAACCUCAGCACAGUCUAUGCGCUCUCACUUCUCUGUGGACCAAUUCUUGGUGGUGCUAUCAGCUCUCGAGCAUCGUGGCGAUGGAUCUUUCUCAUCAAUGUGCCAGCUGCUGCUCCCGCUUUAGCAUUGGCAAUCUUUGCUCUCCCAAGUAAUUUUCCCUUUCACGGUAAUGCAAGCCGUCCACGUAAAACUGCCCGAGAACUUCUUUCAAAAGAGACCAUGAGACGGGUUGAUUUUCUUGGAGCAUUUCUACUUCUUCUAGCAUCUUUGUCUCUUACAGCAGCCUUCGAGGAGGCUGGGUCGCGGUACCCUUGGAAAUCGGCUUAUGUUAUCACCCUUCUCGCAGUCUCUGGCGUCUUGUGGACUUUACUCUUGAUAUGGGAAUGGUAUAUUACGAUCAAAGGUGUCUAUGUUCAGCCUGUUCUUCCGUGGCGAUUCAUGGUCAAUCGAGCAAUGCUCAGUUUAUUACUCAACGCCGUUUUUCUUGGGGGCCCUUGGUUUGUAGCCAUCUUCCAGCUGCCGCAGAGAUAUCAGAUAGUACAUGGAUCAUCAGCUCUUCGGGCCGGCAUUCAGACAAUGCCAUUCACAUUCGCCGCGCCUGUUGGCUCUGCAUUGUCCUCAAUGUGGUCCAAACGGCUCAAAACGCCAGGAGUCUAUACUGUGAUUGUUGCAGCAGUGCUGCAGACAGUUGGUUUCGCACUACUUGCAUCUUUACCGACGGAGUCACAGAUAUCGUCCCGUGCCUACGGAUAUCAAGUUAUUGCUGGUUUUGGUUGCGGCAUCAAUAUCUCUACAUUGCUAUUAAUUGUACCAUUCGUGGUGAACUAUAAGGACAAAGCUGUAGGAAUGGCAGCAGUCUCACAGUUGAGAGUUAUGGGAGGAGCAAUUGUGCUUGCAAUUGCGACUUCCGUUUUCAAUAGCCAUACUCGAUCGAGAACAGAAGAGAUCCAACAGAUGACACAUGUCAGUGGCUCGCCGAUUGCACCUGCACAACUAUUAGAUUUAAUCGAUGAGCCAUCCAAGGAGAAGAUCAAAAGUAUCCUUGCACAUGGUUAUAAUCUACAAAUGUAUGUGUUGUGUGGUUUUGCCGUUGCGCAGACGCCCACAGCACUACUUCUAUGGAGAGCCAAACAUAUUCAGGUUUAG
Aaosphaeria arxii CBS 175.79 is the source of this 1521-nucleotide messenger RNA. RefSeq names its product MFS multidrug transporter-like protein. Gene Ontology annotation, cellular component: membrane. The transcript has 5 exons. The record is from RefSeq and is a predicted model, not a curated record. Gene Ontology annotation, biological process: transmembrane transport. Bases 1 to 1521 code for a protein of 506 amino acids. Lineage: Eukaryota; Fungi; Ascomycota; Dothideomycetes; Pleosporales. Gene Ontology annotation, molecular function: transmembrane transporter activity.